Molecule: messenger RNA, 357 nt
Organism: Argiope bruennichi
Lineage: Eukaryota; Metazoa; Arthropoda; Arachnida; Araneae; Araneidae
Product: elastase-1-like
Exons: 3
Biological process (GO): proteolysis
Molecular function (GO): serine-type endopeptidase activity
Source: RefSeq, a predicted model, not a curated record
GCUACUCAAGCUGGAUGGCACUGCUAUGCAACAGGUUGGGGAGAAACCAGAGGUUCCGGUCAUUCCGAUGUCUUGAAACAAAUGGAGCAAAUUAUUCAACCGAAAGAGAACUGCACUUUCAACGAACAAACUCAAAUUUGUGUUGCGAAGCAUCGAAACUCUCCUUGUCACGGUGACAGUGGAGGACCCCUGCAAUGUAGAUUGGGCGGAAAAUGGUUCGUUUUUGGAGCAGCUAGUUACGUCACUACAAGCAAUUUAAUGAAUGGUCUUUGUACUGGUCCAGGUGCAAUGACAGUUUAUGCUAACUCAGCCGACAAAGCAGAAUGGAUCAGAACUAUCAUCAAAAACUAUUCAUAA